AUGUCAUAUUUAGGUAUUAAUGCCUCAUUGCGUACGAAUGUGUCAUUCCGUUCUAAAACAGACGAAGAUUAUCAUAAAGGCCUUAGUCGAUUAGAAUUGUUUCAUGAUUUAAAUAUUACAGAUUGCGUGGUUUUAGAAUACAUGCAUGAUGUAUGCCUUGGUGUCAUGAAACGAUUAAUAUCAUUUUGGAAAAAGGGCAAAAAGUCCGUCCGUUUAAUUAAUGAUAAUGUAACGAAUGAAAUAUCUUCAGAACUCGAACAUUUAAAAUCAUAUUUCCCCAAAGAAUUUAACAGACUACCUCGUUCUUUAGAAGAACUCGAGUAUUGGAAGGCGGUAGAAUUCCGUUCCUUUUUGCUGUAUUCAGGCCCUAUUGUUUUAAAGGGGAAAUUACAAAAGACAUUUUAUAAACAUUUUAUGUUGUUGCAUUGUGCAAUUCGACUACUCGUGUCCAACGAAACAUGUAUUACUUAUAAUGAGUUGGCCAAUACUUUACUAAGACAGUUUGUGAUAGAAUAUGCAGAACGUUAUGGUGAGGAAUACAUCACAUACAACGUUCAUGGGUUAAUUCAUGUAUCUCAUUUUGUUAAAAUACAUGGUUCAUUGGACACAUUUAGCGCUUUCAAAUUUGAAAAUUAUUUACAAAAUAUUAAAAAUACUUUAAAAAAUGCAAGAUUUCCUCUUUAA
This is a messenger RNA of Adelges cooleyi (spruce gall adelgid), 684 nucleotides long. RefSeq lists its product as uncharacterized. The coding region runs from base 1 to 684 and encodes 227 amino acids. Lineage: Eukaryota; Metazoa; Arthropoda; Insecta; Hemiptera; Adelgidae. The record is from RefSeq and is a predicted model, not a curated record. The transcript has a single exon.